CUGCCUCCCAGGACGGCCGGCCCACUGGGAACAUCCCUGGCAGGGGACAGAAAGGGCCGCCUGCGCUUGGACCUCUGAUCCAGACCCUCCAAAGGAUCAAAGGUGACGUUGGUGACCGUGCCCAGCAGCACCUUGGUAGCAAUGGCUCCUCAGCUGCAUAACCGUGUGGACUUAUCCGCCAAGGUCGUCCAAGGCGCCCUGGACAGCCUGCCCCGGGCCGUGAGGGAGUUUGUGGAGAGCAACGGGCAGCUGUGUGAGCCGGACUACAUCCAUAUCUGCGAUGGCUCCGAGGAGGAGAACCAGCGGCUGCUGGGCCGCAUGCAGGAAGAGGGCAUCAUCAAGAAGCUCCGCAAGUAUCACAACUGCUGGUUGGCUCUCACGGACCCCAGGGAUGUGGCCAGGAUCGAAAGCAAGACCGUGAUCAUUACCCAAGAGCAAAGGGACACAGUGCCCAUCCCCAAGACCGGCCUCAGCCAGCUGGGCCGCUGGAUGUCAGAAGAGGACUUCGAGAAAGCGUUCAAUGCCAGGUUCCCUGGGUGCAUGAAGGGUCGCACCAUGUACGUGAUCCCGUUCAGCAUGGGCCCGCUGGGCUCGCCGCUGGCCAAGGUGGGCAUCGAGCUGACGGACUCGCCCUACGUGGUGGCCAGCAUGCGGGUCAUGACGCGCAUGGGCACGGCCGUGCUGCAGGCCCUGGGCGACGGGGAGUUCGUCAAGUGCCUGCACUCCGUGGGCUGCCCGCUGCCCCUCAAAAGGCCCCUGGUCAACAACUGGGCCUGCAACCCGGAGCUCACGCUCAUCGCCCACCUCCCGGACCGCAGAGAGAUCGUCUCCUUCGGGAGCGGCUACGGCGGGAACUCGCUGCUGGGGAAGAAGUGCUUCGCCCUCAGGAUGGCCAGCAGGCUGGCCAAGGAGGAGGGCUGGCUGGCCGAGCACAUGCUGAUCCUGGGUAUCACGAACCCUGCGGGUGAGAAGAAGUACCUGGCAGCAGCCUUCCCCAGUGCCUGCGGGAAGACCAACCUGGCCAUGAUGAACCCCACGCUCCCCGGGUGGAAAGUAGAGUGUGUGGGCGACGACAUUGCCUGGAUGAAGUUCGACAGCCAAGGUAACUUAAGGGCUAUCAACCCAGAAAAUGGUUUCUUUGGGGUGGCUCCUGGCACCUCUGGAAAGACAAACCCCAAUGCCAUGAAGACCAUCCAGAGAAACACCAUAUUCACCAAUGUGGCGGAGACCAGUGAUGGAGGCGUCUACUGGGAAGGCAUGGACGAGCCUCUGGCCCCAGGGGUCACCAUCACGUCCUGGAAGAACAGGGAGUGGACACCACAGGAUGGGGAGCCCUGUGCCCACCCCAACUCGCGGUUCUGCACCCCUGCCAGCCAGUGCCCCAUCAUUGACCCUGCCUGGGAGUCUCCGGAAGGUGUGCCUAUCGAGGGCAUCAUCUUUGGCGGCCGCAGACCUGCUGGGGUGCCUCUCGUCUACGAAGCUCUCAGCUGGCAGCAUGGGGUGUUUGUGGGCGCUGCCAUGAGGUCAGAGGCCACAGCGGCUGCAGAACACAAAGGCAAGGUCAUCAUGCACGACCCCUUUGCCAUGCGGCCCUUCUUCGGCUACAACUUUGGCAAAUACCUGACCCACUGGCUGAGCAUGGCCCACCGCCCGGCAGCCAGGCUGCCCAAGAUCUUCCAUGUCAACUGGUUCCGGAAGGACAAGGAAGGGAAGUUCCUGUGGCCUGGCUUCGGGGAGAACAGCAGGGUUCUGGAGUGGAUGUUCAACCGAAUCAACGGGGAGGACAGCGCCCGGCUCACGCCCAUCGGCUACAUCCCCAAGCAGGACGCCCUGAACCUGAAAGGCUUGGGGAAUGUCAACGUGGAGGAACUCUUUAGCAUCUCCAAGGAGUUCUGGGAGAAGGAAGUGGAAGAUGUGGAGAAAUACCUGGAAGAUCAAGUCAAUGCCGAUCUGCCGUAUGAAAUAGAGAGAGAGGUCCUGUCUCUGAAGCAACGAAUCAGCCAGAUGUAACGGGGAGUGUGUGUGUGUGUUGGGGGGGUCUGUAGAACCAGCCCCUGCCCAUCAGAGGAUGUAUCGGCAGCCAGAGGCAGCCCUUCUUCCCAAAUCCACAGUAGCCAGCCAGCACACUGGGAGCUGAUCAUUCACACCGUGAUUAGGUGAGAGGUGCACAGGACAGGCCGCUAGCUGUAGAUAGUAGGAGAAGAAUCUUAGGGAGAAUCCGGAACUCACACCCAGUGCAUGUUUGGUUCCACAUUAAGGUCCCUCUGGCCUUCAGUCUUUUCACUUUAGUUAUCUCAGUGAGUUAGAAUGCACAGAAAAAAAUACUUGAGUUGUACAUAGGUGUAUUUUGUGUAUUUGUGCGUGUGUUUCUGUCUGUUCUGUUGUCUAAAAAUCUAUUUAACACCUUUGGGAGAAUCUCGGGCAAGAUUUACCUACUAGUGGUUACUAGAAAGAAAUGUUGCUUUGUUACUAAUAUAUGUGUUUAAAUUAUUUUUAUACACUAUCUUUACAUAAUUAUGAUGUGUGUCUUUAUCAUCUCUGGGGGGGUAGGGGAAAUUGCAAAAUAAACUUUUAUAGAAAAUUUGGA
This is a messenger RNA of Dipodomys ordii (Ord's kangaroo rat), 2587 nucleotides long. RefSeq names its product phosphoenolpyruvate carboxykinase 1 (soluble) (gene Pck1). Gene Ontology annotation, cellular component: cytosol; mitochondrion. The record is from RefSeq and is a predicted model, not a curated record. Gene Ontology annotation, molecular function: GTP binding; phosphoenolpyruvate carboxykinase (GTP) activity; manganese ion binding. Lineage: Eukaryota; Metazoa; Chordata; Mammalia; Rodentia; Heteromyidae. The coding region runs from base 142 to 2010 and encodes 622 amino acids. The transcript is spliced from 10 exons. Gene Ontology annotation, biological process: cellular response to insulin stimulus; propionate catabolic process; cellular response to glucose stimulus.